This is a messenger RNA of Sphaeroforma arctica JP610, 2386 nucleotides long. RefSeq lists its product as hypothetical. The transcript has 6 exons. The coding region runs from base 1 to 2115 and encodes 704 amino acids. Lineage: Eukaryota; Ichthyosporea; Ichthyophonida. The record is from RefSeq and is a predicted model, not a curated record.
AUGUCGAAGAGUAGAUCUGUGCUGUUUCUCUUCGCGUCGCACCCUCAGUUGAGCUCAUCGGCCGCGAGUGUGCGAUCAAUCGGCCUACUGCGCGCUUUUGAGAAGUAUGGGUACACCGCACACUCUGCAACGAUUGGCAAGGUGUACGCGAACACUAAUACCGGUACCAAUACCGAAAACAGAGCUCUUAACAACAAUGCUAGUACAGUCUCCAAACCGGAAGAAUCACGAAACGUGGAAAACGAUAGAUUGCCAAAUGUUAGACAGAUUAUACCCAACGAUACCGCAGAGAUGAGUCGGCUGUUGGCGGAUACCUGCCCACAUGUGGUCGUGUUCGACCGCAUGUGGGUGGAGGAAAUGUUCAGCCACUAUAUUUAUCAACAAACGCCCGAUGCCAUGAGAAUACUGGACACCCAGGAUUUACAUUCUCUGAGAGACGGACGGAUGAAAAUCAUCCGAAGUGGUGGUACUAUCGAAGAGAGUGUCGCGCAUAUUCCCUAUCCCAGUAGUAGUCCCAUGGCGUCCCGUGAGUUAGCGGCAAUCCAUCGGAGUGAUCUUACACUGGUAUGCUCCACACACGAGGCUCAACUGCUCAAGAAAGAGUACGGCAUUCUACCGCACAAAGUGGCUGUCGCCCCUUUUAUCAGUGCGCCGGAAUUCAGCAGCAGGAGUACAGAACCACUGGUAACGGUCGCGCACGUCUUGCCAUGUAUUGCAGAUGACCUGUCGCAGGACUCAGAUUGCUCACUCCCUGCCACACAACUGCCCACGAAUAUUUUCCUACGUCCGAUAAAUGAGUCUCAGCAGAUAGUGAAUGAGGCGCAACAAACGACACAUCGGUCGCAACAGGCAAUGAAUGGGCAACAACAGCCGAUAUGCGGGUCACAAAACCCGACAAGGGAGUCCCGGCCCCGUCGGCACUUCAUGACCAUCGGACGAUACGACCAUCCUCCCAAUGCCGAUUCGCUGAGCUGGCUGUGUGGUUCCAUCUGGCCCCUUAUUCGCCAGCAACUGCCAGACGCCCAGCUGCACGUCUACGGCUCGCACUUCCCUCCGAAUGCGGCACACUCACUCACGUACAUGUGUGAGUCGGAGACACGUCUCCAGGCGCAACCAUGUACAUCGGGAGGUAAAGGUGCUUCUCAAAGCUCGCGUAUGGUCAAGGUCCACAAUAUUGCCAAAGGUGUUCACGUAAAAGGAUACAUGGAAUCGCUCGAGGAGCUAUCACAGUACAAAGUGAUGCUCGCUCCCCUGCGAUAUGGUGCUGGCAUCAAAGGCAAAAUUGCAGAUGGUUGGAAAUGGGGGCUGCCAGUGGUGACCACUCCUAUUGGUUGCGAGGGAAUGGGAGCUACGCAUCUUCAUGAACACGAGACUACAAACAUCUGCAAAUCCACUCGCGCACCGGAUCAAUAUAUGGCGCCCUAUCCCAAACAUGUGUGCGGACGUGUGCCAACGGAAGUGCACGUGCAUGACCAUUUGGCCAUUCAGACAGAAAACAAGCAGCCCAGGGUAUCAGCACCAGCUGAUAAUAUAGCAUCUGACGUAUCGGAAGAAGCAUAUACGGAUGGCCAUUCUGCCCAGCUGGCAGCACAGGACCUGAGUCGUGGUUCGGAUAACCCAAUCUUAAGUGAAUGUAGAGCCCCAAGCACGCCCGUAGUACCGGUAUUGAAGGUACUGACUAGUCGCGACGAAUCCGAGGUUUCUGUCAGCUUCGAUGAUACAACCAGAAUCAAAAAUGAAACCGUGACAUUGGAUGUAGAUGCACAAAUGUGCGAAAGGAGAUUCAAAGGCACGGUACGGGAAAAAUGGCCAGGGAUAUGUUCCCCCACAUCGGCGAAAGACUUUGCAGAUCGAGCGGUUAAACUUUAUACAGAUGGUAGCAUGUGGAGGGACAUACAACAACGUGGUAGGAGCAAACACAGCGAGCUGUUUGUGUGGGAAGCGAACGCCAAGGAUUUAUUAGAACUGGUGGUGCCAGGUUUGUGCGAGCGUUUACAUUCGAAUAGAGAGAAGGAUGUAGUGCAGGGGAUGAUAUGGCAUCAUUCGCUGGCCACUACACGCCAUCUGGCACGGUAUAUUGAGCUUAAGAACAACGAUGGUAGUACAUAUAAAUAGGUUCGUGCUCAAAUCUGGUUUACGCAGGGUUAUGCUUGCUGCACACUUGCCACGUAUUCUCGCUGAGGAUUGAGAACAACUCAUUGUCUGGAGAGUUAACACAUCUUGGUGCAACACAUAUUAGGUGCGUAGUGGCGUAUUCAACAGCCUGACAUAUAUUGCCGCGUAAUAUGCUACUUAUUGUUUUGCGUAUAUCCAGAUUCUCUAUCUAUGUACAUGUUCGCAGAGGCUAUUCCGGAAAAUUGAGAUGCGCCUUUAAUAAAGUGUAUCG